UCCGUUUCCGUCAUUUUGAGGCAAUGAAAGUUGAUGUUCGUUCGAACAUUGUUGAAAACGAAAUUGUGACUAUAUAUUUGAUUUUAACUGGCAAGUGUUGACUGCUGCGUAAACGGGACUGAAGUCCAAGAUGCAGUGGCAAUGACAUCCCUCGCGCAUGCUGCCAUAGCCUUGUCAGCGUGCUGUAUAUUUUCAGGUCUCAGCACUACACCAAUCGAUCUGUGCCUUUCCUUUAAGAAAGACAGUCAGCCAUGUGAUUGUUGCAGAACAGGAUAUAAGGGCGACAACUGUACUGUUCCCUGUCCCAUAUGUGAACGACGAUUUGUAAAUGGGAAUUGCACCAGAUCCUGCAGUAACAAAACGUUUUUGGGAGACGAUUGUGACAGAUCGUGUCCACCCAAGUGUAUGCGUGGUGGAGUCUGCAAUGACAAAUGUGCUUCUAAAACAUCUGCGGAUUCAAAUUCUCAGGAAUGGACUACCCGCCCUGAACAGACAUUCCAAAAUCGAGGAUUGCAUGCAGACAGUUCCACAAGCUGGAUCUUACAACUAUACCAAGUAAUCAAACUGACAGGCAUUUUCGUCCUGAUUGCUGUGGCAGUAUCGAAAUAUUUACAUUGUCCAAGGGAAAUCGAGUUAUGCUAUAAUUACUGUUGCCGUAAAUGUUUUGUAAAAGGACAGUCACCCAGCGUGCCACUCAGCCAGAGUACGUACGGACCAGCGACAGGGUACCCAUAUGUGUGAUGGGGAAAACAAAUGGAAACUUUAUCAGGAGGAAAGAAUGGUACGUCCGUCCAAACAACCAAAUACGUCCACCAGUGUUUAAGUUCUGCCUUGUUAUAGGGCUGGAGUUGUGCCAUAUGAAACUCCUUAAAGAUAUGUCAAAUACUCCAUGAUGACAAUGUCUAGACUGCGGACAUCAACACCUUAUCAUGAUGGGAGCUGCCAUGUAUUAAUGCCUCGGACCUGUGAGAUCUGCACAAGUGUAUUCAUGACGGUAGCCAGUAUUGCUGUAGAAAUGUUUGAUGUAUCCAAUCUGUCAAGGUUAAUAUUAGUUUUCCGAAAUGGUGGAAAACUUUAAAAUGUUGAAAAAUGGUUUUAUGAUGAUGUACAUAUAAAGAUAGGAACAUAUUAUAGUUAUUUAGAUGUUGUAUUUUCAAACGGAUUAUCAUUGUCAAAAUGUUUGCAAACUUUAGUCCAGAAAGCUAAUAAAGCCCUUAUUCCCAUUAAGCAAUGGCAUUCACAAGUUAAUGAUUAUACACAUUUAGAAUUUUAUUCGUCACUCAAAAAAGCAUUUGUUAUUGAACCGUAUAUUUUAAAAAUCACUUGUAAAGAACUAAGAAGAAUGUUAUCACUAUUAAGAAUUGGAGAAUUAAAUAUCAUGGUGAAUAUUGGAAGAAAAAGUAAUAUUGAUUUUAAUUUUAGAUUGUGUCCUUUUUGUAAGAACAUCAUUGAAACUGAAUUACAUUUUAUACUAUCAUGUCCAUUAUAUGAUUAUAUCAGACAGAAACACAUUCCAAAUAUAUAUUUUAAAUCUCAGUUAUUUAAGCUUAUAAGCUCAGGCAAACUAACUGAUCAUGAUUUACUUCAAUGCUGUAAAUAUAUUAAAGAGGCUAUUACGUUCAUCCCUUUUGUAAUACUUGUUUAAUGUUGCAUCAAUAUGUAUAUUCUAUAUGUCAAUAUUUAUUUGGGCCUGUGGCCUUUAUACUGAAUAGAGAAAUUGAAGGCUAAGAUAUGUUUUCGUUUAAAGGUCAGUGCCUUGUCGUGUCUUAUGUAUUAAGGAAUAGUUUGCAUCCUGCAACCAUUGACGCCAGAGACAUGUCAGAUUUGAUUUCUAUUAAGACAACAGUAACAUCAGAGGGUCCUGUAUUAAUGAACCGCCUCCGUGGUCUAGUGGUAGAGCGUCCGCCCGGAGAGCGGAAGGUCCGGGGUUCGAUCCCCGGCCGCGUCAUACCAAAAGACGUUAAAAGAUGGUGUUUGUUGUUACCCUGUCUGGCGCGCGGCAUUAGGGGGCUAAAACAAGGAUUGGUCGGCUCGGAGUCAGUACUGCACUAUCACCGCAUGCGUCUAUAUUAAGCUUAAUGAUGCUCGUCAGCUCGAUACCCCUGCUGGUGGUCAACAUGUUCAACCUGCGUCAGUUAAUGCUUGACUCCCACAAUAAGCUGACACUGGUGAUUCAUGAACACGUGCUUAUGAUAUGGUUUGGAAUCUCUGCAGCAGUGUCGUUUUCACGUUGUAUUUUGUUUUAUUUAAGAAGUCAAUAAAAAGUUAUACAAAAACAUUUCUUGUUUGUGUCAAGCAGGUUUGUGGGCAACAGUAUUAUUCAUGGUAUUCACUUUGCCUGUCCUUUGUGUAUGUAAUAAUUGUAGAUUUUACACAUAAUGUCUGAUGAAUUGAAAGCAGACAUGUAAGCUGAGGCUUUGAAAUAAAGGUUUUUUUUACGUUACGAAAUAACGAGAGAAAAAAUAAGAUCGUUUUGUACAGUCUGCACGCUGACGUCAAACGUCUUUAUGACAUCACAGCUCAAGUGUAUGCUAGCACCCAUGAGGACCCUUUUCUCCUGUUGGGUCACAAAUAUUAAAAUGUUAAUUACAUUCUCAUGUGGAGAAUAUAUGUAUUGUUUAUAAAUCCCUACUAUUCAACAAGUUUCAUUAUGUAAAUGAAAUAACUGAAAGGGAAAAUAAUUGUCAUUAAAUGUAUUUUAUUUUUUUUAUAAAUGUGACAAUGUGACAAGCGUACCUCUGUUAUCUCCAUUUCAUCUUGCAUCGAAUCUGUGAUACCACUGUGAUAUGAUCUAUACUGUGACGUUCAUAUAAUUAUAAUAUAUGUUUAGAGGGUAUAAAUAUUCUCCUUCUACGUCUCCUGAAUAAAGCGGGUUCCAAACCCACGAAAAGUC
This is a messenger RNA of Haliotis rufescens (red abalone), 2893 nucleotides long. RefSeq lists its product as uncharacterized. The record is from RefSeq and is a predicted model, not a curated record. Bases 142 to 741 code for a protein of 199 amino acids. The transcript has 8 exons. Lineage: Eukaryota; Metazoa; Mollusca; Gastropoda; Lepetellida; Haliotidae.